AUGGUCCGCUCUACCUCCCUUCUCAAGGCCACCGCCUUGCUCGGCCUGAGCCAGGCCGCGGCGGCCCAGAACAGCACCACCAGCCCCUGGCCGUGGCAGACCUACCGUUCCGAGCCUGCUCUGCAGCCCCCUUCUCUGAAGAUCACCCAGACCGGCGACAUCGCCGAGGGUCACCUCUUCUUUGACCAGUCCGGCUCCGGCGGCCACAACUACUCCGUAUUCAUCAUGAGCAAUGAGAACGAGCUGAUCUGGGAGGGCCCUUACGGCGACAUCUCCGCGUGGCGCGCCCAGACUCUCUUCGGAGAGCCUGUCCUCACCUUCUACACCGGAAUCACCAUGCCGGAGCCCUACGGCUUCGGAUACGGAGCUGUCUUCAUCUACGACCAGACUUACAAGAACAUUUACAAUGUUACUCUGGAUCAGUACGCCAACGGCCUGAACCUCCAGACCUUCACCGGCUGGGACUCGUCCGGUCUCACCGGCGGCAGCUGGCUGGACAUGCACGAGGACUACAUCACCACUGAGGGUACCAUGUUUGCUCCUGCUGUGAACGUCACCCAGACGGACCUCACCUCCGUCGGCGGCCCUGUCGAUGGCUGGAUCGUGGACUCGCUCUUCUUCGAGAUCGACAUCAAGACGAACGAGAUCCUCUUCCAGUGGAGCCACCUGGACCACUUGGACGAGAUCUCUCUGGCUUCUGCUGCCCCUACCUACCCCUUGGAGGAUCUUGGACUCAAUCAGACCUACCCCUGGGGACCUUUCCACAUCAACUCGAUCGAAAGAUUCGCUGAUGGUGGUUUCCUCAUCUCCUCCCGCCACUACUGCUCCAUCUUCAAGAUCGCCAAGGAUGGAUCUGUCGAGUGGACCCUGAACGGCCAAACCGGUGGUUCCUUCGCCCUCAAGAACGGCCUGUCCUUCUGCUACCAGCACGACGCUCGCAUCCACGCCGAGGGCAACGGCACCGCCCUCAUUUCCCUCUUCAACAACGACAACAGCGGCAUCCGCAGCGGCGUCAACGAGACCUCGGGCAUCUUCCUCACCGUCAACACCGCCACCUGGGAGGCCACCCUCAAGCAGGAGCUCAUCGACCCCAACGACACAAUCUUUGCCGUCUCCCAGGGCAACGUCCAGGUCCUCAACGACGGCAGCGGUCACACCGUCAUCGGCUACGGCAGCACGCCCAAGAUCAAGGAGUUCAACGCCGAGGGCGAGUGCGUCUUCACCGCGCAGUUUGGCGAGGACAAGAUAGUCCAGAGCUACCGCAACCACCGCUACCCCUGGGUUGGCAAGCCCUACUACGCGCCCAAGGCUUUCGCCUGCGACGCUGGUAACCAGACCGAGGUGUACAUGAGCUGGAACGGCGCGACGGAGAACAACAAGUGGACCGUCUUCGCCGGCGCUUCGGAGGAUGCGCUGACGGAGAAGGCUUCUGUUGAGAAGACUGGCUUCGAGACCAAGGCUACCUUCUCCGGCUCGGCUCAGUUUGUGCGCGUUGAGAGCGCUGGUCAGGGCAUUGAGGCUGGCAAUCACGGGCUUCACGUCAUCGCCAUGGCCACACAUCGUCUCGCUACCCGGUCACAUCAAGGCGGCGUUUCCGACGGCGAUUGGGUUCAUGUGAGCGACAGCCGCGAACAACACGCAGCCAAAACCAUCUCGGAGUUUAUGCCGGAGCGUAUUAUACGUGUUACCACGGAUGAAAAGAAUCUCAACAAGUUUUACAAUAUCAAGUUCUCAGCCACGAGAUCUCAUCGGUUGGAACGAUACUACAAUGAAGAGCUCGACAGUCUGUUUAAAGCUCCGUUCGAUACCUACAGCCAAGAGGAUAAGGUAGACUUCUUACUUCUGCGCAACUAUUUGAGGCGCAAUCUCCGCGUCUUACUUCUGGAUCGUGAACGAGACGAACUGGUAAAGCCGGUUCUUCCAUUUAUCCAGCCGCUCAUCGAGAUAUGCGAAGCUCGUCAGAGCAUGGUUCCCGUCGACAGCAAAAAGACGGCCAUGAUAUUAAACGAAACAGCAAAGAACAUAAUUGCAACAACAAAGGCCAUCAAAACGAAUGGUAUCAAGGCCAAUGACUCGACACUCUCACGUGCUAUGAGCACCAUUGACCAAAUUAGAGGCCAUGUGGAUGAGGCCUACAGCUUCUACGCCCCUUACGACCCCCUGUUCCCUUUCUGGUGCGACGCGCCUAAAAAGGAACUGGACGAGGCCCUCACCGGUAUCAAGACGGCGAUAGACACCAAACUUAUUGAGAAAAACGGGUCCGGGUCUAUCCGUGCUGCAGUAGAACCCAUCGGGCGCUCCGGGCUGAUCACUGAGCUCGAAGCGGAAAUGAUACCCUACACGCCCGAGGAGCUCCUCAAGCUGGCGCAGGAACAGUACGAUUGGUGUGAAAAGGAGAUGAAGAAGGCUUCACGCAGCAUCAAGGUGGGCUCCGUUGGACCGGGGGGCAGUCAUGGGAGCGUAUCGGGUCUCGAGGCUCCUGGCGCUGGCUUCGGCGACGACUGGAAGGCGGCGCAGGAAUAUGUCAAGAAUUCAUAUGUUGAGCCCGGUCAACAGCCUGAGGUGGUGCGGCAGCUGGCCUAUGAGGGCAUGGCUUUUGUGAAGAAGCAUGACCUGGUCACGGUCCCAGAAAUUGCGGGCAAGUCUCUCUGCGAGACGUGGCGUAUGUUUAUGAUUGACGCAGAACGUCAAAAGGAGUCCCCAUUCUUCCUCGGAGGCUCCUCCUUCUGGGUUUCUUACCCCACCGCCGCCAUGGACCAUGACCUCAAGAUGAUGGUGAUGCGCGGCAACAACCCUCACUUCUCACGGGCGACGGCAUUCCACGAAUUAAUACCCGGCCAUCGUUUGCAGCUGUUUAUGGGCAAGCGUCACCAUCCCUACCGCGAGCUCUUUUCGACGCCCUUCUUCGUCGAGGGUUGGGCCAUGUAUUGGGAGUUCGUCUUUUGGAACCGGGGAGACUUUUUCGUGAGCCCCGAGGACAAGAUCGGAACACUCUUCUGGCGGAUGCACCGAUGCGCGAGAAUCAUCUUCUCCCUUAAGUACCACCUCGGCGAGAUGACGCCCCAAGAGUGCGUCGACCUGCUGGUAGACUGGGUCGGUCACGAGCGUUCUAACGCAGAGGGAGAAGUCACGAGAUCGUUCGGCGGCGACUACUCCCCGUUGUAUCAGGCCGGAUACAUGCUGGGGGCGUUGCAGAUGCACGGUUUGCGGGAGGAGGUGCUGACAAAAGGGUUAAUGGGCGAAAAGGAACUCCACGAUAAGAUCCUGAGGGCGAAUACGAUGCCAAUCGAGUUGCUUCGAGCGCUUCUCCUGAACCAGCCCCUGAGUCCGGACACGGAGGCUCAGUGGAGGUUCUACGACUGA
Colletotrichum costaricense is the source of this 3363-nucleotide messenger RNA. RefSeq names its product X-Pro dipeptidyl-peptidase. Bases 1 to 3363 code for a protein of 1120 amino acids. The transcript is spliced from 6 exons. NCBI's taxonomy places the organism in Eukaryota, Fungi, Ascomycota, Sordariomycetes, Glomerellales, Glomerellaceae. The record is from RefSeq and is a predicted model, not a curated record.